CUCCACCAUCAAGCUGCUAAAUCGAAGAGAUGGAUGGUCAACAAGAUCCAAGUAGCUCUACUUCACAUAAUGUAUCGCUGAGUGAAGCAAUCAUUGCCAUCAAGAAGUUGGAUAGAUUCGCAUUUUAUGGCACUUUGGCAGAAGAAUAUCGCGAAGAACCUUUAGCAAAAAUACAAAAGGUAUCUGAUGUUGUUGAUGAGAUUGGAUCUGAAACAAGAAAUAAACCAUCACGAUUUAGUCGAUUAACAGGUAUUGCACAACUACAUCGCGAGAAAGCUAGACAGAGAAGGCAAUCGCGAACUUCAUUGAGGAGGAGUGCAAAAUCAGAUAAUACACAAAAGACAACUCUCAAUAAUGAACGCUCAUCGACAUACAGACCCUUCUCGCUGGAUAUGCUCUUAGAGCGCUUAUCGACGUUUUCGAUUUCAACUUACUCAAACAAGCCAGAUGCAGCACGACUACUCAGCCCGCUUGGAAUGGCAAGUAAUGGAUGGAUACAUGGCGCAGGACAAGGGCGAGACGAGGUGAGCUGCGUUACUUGUGCCGCUGCUUGGAAAGUGGAAGCUCCAUCUAAUUCCACCUCAAAAGAAGAGCAAGCCACAGUCUGGAAAGAGAAGGAGAAGGAUGUACGUGAAAAGCACGAAGAAUGGUGUCCAUGGAGAAUACGAAGCUGCUCGCCUUCCCUAUACAAGGCACCUAUCCGAUCAGUUCUAGAAACCCGAGCCGAUGUAACAAAAUGGGCUUCUAGGCUGUCGGCUUGUCCAGGAUUUGAAUCAGUAAUGAUUGCAUCCGACACAAAAGAGGUGAGCACGAACGACUUUGCAGACAAAUUUCCAGAUCUUCCGGCUGCUGCUUUGAUCUUGGCAAUUUUUGGCUGGCAAGUAUCCGGAGAGGGCUCACCGCCAAUCGAUCAAUGUAUCAUCGCAUGCUCCAUGUGUGCUCGAAGGGCUGGGCUAUGGGCUUAUACGAAAGAUGGGAAACAAUUCGAUGUAUUGCGAGAACACAAGUCCUAUUGCCCGAUCAUAAAUGGAGAAGUGCAAAGUGGAAGUUGGAUGCAUGCAGGGCAAGCCGAUUCACUUACUUCAAGCAAGAGUCAAUUAUUGCCGGCAUGGCAGCUACGCUUGCAACUUCUUCUAGGGAAUAAAGCAACUUCCUCAGAUGAAACACCAAAGCAAUUUGAUGCCAGAAAUAUGCGAAGUUCUGAAAUAUUGGCAAAGGUAAAUGCACUGCUAGACGGUCGAACAAGUUGACGUUUAAGCUUGAGCUCAUGUACAAUAGAAUCACCACAUGUAUUAUCUUCAAGAAUCUUGUAAUUAUACGCAUAAUCUAGCAAGCUAAGUAUGAAAACCCUUUCUGCUUGCAUCACUUUGACUUGUUCUUCUUGCCAUCAACAGCACCUACGAAGCCUUUGCCAGUUAGACCUGCAACUUGAUCCCAUUCUCUCUUGUAUACUUUGUCGAUAGCUUUGUGAAGCUGUGUGACACCUGUGGUGAUACCCAUGAAAAGCACUGCACAAACGGCAUACAGUCCCCAUCGUUGAGCGUUUGAUAAGAUUUCGAGUAAUGGAUAAGGAUAAUUUCCGUUUUUGCUUGCACAAAUCUCUACCCAAACACCAUAAGCUGCAGUACUCAAAGCACUAACGGCUGCAGGAUGAAUGUCUUUUGGGAAUGGUGGUUCGAAAAUCAAAUAAUCCAAAACCAAAAAGAUUGCAGGUGCUGCAUGAAAUGAAAGAUCGUCCAA
Molecule: messenger RNA, 1740 nt
Organism: Meira miltonrushii
Lineage: Eukaryota; Fungi; Basidiomycota; Exobasidiomycetes; Exobasidiales; Brachybasidiaceae
Exons: 1
Coding region: 30-1250 (406 amino acids)
Cellular component (GO): nucleus
Molecular function (GO): zinc ion binding
Source: RefSeq, a predicted model, not a curated record